AAUUAGUAAAAAAAUUGGCUAUAAUUACUAAUCUGAAAGACUAUAAAAGAAGAAAAUCUAUCAAAUUGGGAAGGGUAGCAAUACAAAUAAUUUAAAAAAUAAAAUUUACAGACAGAAGAGGUGUAUAGAUUUUAGACUUGUUGACUUUCUACUAAAGGGGGAUGCAAUAAAAAAAUUAUAAAAAGAAAAUAAUGAUAAAAGAAAUGAAAGUGUUGACUGGUCCUCUCUCCCCAUGUUUGAAGUUUGAAAGUUGAAAGGGCAAUGGCUGCAGUCAAACCUUUUACCACCACCACCACCACCACUAUCUAUGACAGACAAACCUCCAACUAUUACAUUACUCUCACUCCAUUGUCCAAAACUAUGACCACUUCUCUCUCUCUCUAUUUAUAUAUAUUUAUGUAUGUGUUGUAUUAUAAAUAGAACUGGGUUGAUAUCAUCAUCCUCUUCAAAACUCUCAAGAAAAUUUAAUAAAUCUUUACUUGUAUAUUUCACUUCUUGACAGGUCUUAAAGAAGUUAAUAAAAGAGUUAGCUUCUGGAUCCCUUCCUGGUCUCAGAUUUCAAAAUUGAAGGCCUUUGGCUUAAUGGUCAAAACCUUUGAUUUUCAUUGUCUUUCUUUGCUUCCUCUCCAAGUUCUUCUAAUUCUUUGGUCGCAUGACAUAGCUUUCUUGAUUUCUUAAUCUUCUCAGUUCCAGUAUUCACAUGCAUUUGAUACAAAAUCAAUCAAACCCAGUAUCGUUUUUCACUAAAUUUGACAGAAUUCAGUUGUUUUCAGCUUUCUGUGAUUUGGGUUUAUGAUAGUAUCUAAGAAAUACAAUUCUCGGGCAUAUCUUAGUUUUAUAAUUCUCUUUGUGAGGAUCUAAUUUUCCUUCACAAUCCUGGGUUUUAUUUUCAUCUUAUGAUCUUUGUCAAACUUGGUUCAAUUUCUUAAUCAGUGGGAGCUUUAUUGGUUUACAAGAAAGCGGAAUCAGAGUCUGUUGGCAUACACAGAUAAUAGGAAUGGAGAGUUCACAUGGUGGUAGUAGUUCUUCUAAUGCACCAGCCCCCUUUCUAAUCAAAACAUAUGAGAUGGUAGAUGAUCCAUCGACCAGCUCUAUAGUUUCUUGGAGUCAUACUGGAUGCAGUUUUGUUGUGUGGAAUCCACCUGAAUUUGCUCAAGAUUUGCUCCCAAAAUACUUCAAGCACAAUAAUUUCUCCAGUUUUGUUAGGCAGCUUAAUACUUAUGGAUUCAGGAAGAUUGAUCCUGAUCAAUGGGAGUUUGGUAAUGAGGAAUUUAUAAGAGGGCAGAGACAUCUUCUAAGUAACAUCCGUCGACGCAAGCCAAUUCAUAGCCACUCUUUGCAGAAUCAAGGCAAUACAUCUCCACUGACUGACUUGGAAAAAAGGGAAUAUGAGGAGAAAAUUAAGCGACUAAAACAUGAUAAAAGCUUGCUUCAGAUGGAGGUACAAAGAAAUGAAAUGGAGAAGCAAGCCUUUGAGUGUCAAAUUAUGUCAUUAGGUGAGAGGUUGGUGAGCAUGGAACGCAGACAGAUGCAAUUGGUUUCCUGCUUAGCUCAACUUGCAAAGAAGCCAGGAUUUGCCUCAGCUCUCAUGCAGCAAUCAGAUUAUCAUAACAAAAAGAGAAGACUACUGGAAUUUAAUCACUUCAGUAGCGAGUGCAACACGGAAGAUAACCCAGGUUGGAGAUUGGCGAAAGAAAAUCCUGACAGGUCCCCUGCUUCAACAUUGAACUUUGAGAUAGUUGAUAAGUUGGAUUCAUCCAUAAAAUGUUUUGAGAAUUUUCUUUUGGGGGUAAAAGAAACUUCUGCUCAGGAUAUGCAUGAUUUUCGCAUAGUAUCACCGCCUUCUCCUGUCAUUUUUCGGCAGUUAAGUGCAUCAUCACUAGAUGCAGAUACUUGUUCCCCAAGAUCCCUUCCUUCCUCACCCCAUUCUAUGGACAUUCCCUCAUCUCCAGAGCUAGCUGGAUGUAUCAAUCCUGUCGACAACUUGAAGACUUCACCACCAAGUUUCUCCGACCACGAUGCAGAUUUCAAGCCUGCUUGUGCUCCUGUGGAUGAAGCUGUGCAAGAAUCAGCAGUAGAGGCCACAAAUCCUACCGCCGCGCGGCCUGGAGUGAAUGAUCAUUUCUGGGAAUAUUUCCUGACUGAGGCCCCUGGUUCUACUAGCAUACAAGAACUCAAAAAAAAUCAGUCAAAGCAAGCAGACGCUAACAAUAGAACAGGUGAUAGACAUUGGUGGAACACGGACGGCAUACAUGAUCUUACAAAACAUAUGGAGCAUCUUGCACCAGCUGAAAGAACUUGAUUAUGCAAGCAUGAUUGUUGUAGAACUGCUUUUUUCAUGUAGCAAAUAAUAGAUUCUCGUUUUCAAUCGAAUUUUUGUAGUGCAUAGCAGAUAAUUGCAGGUUGGUUUCCUUUUAAUGUUUAAAGAUGUUCUGUACAAUAUUGUUUUCUAGUGCUGUUCCAUUAGGUUAUAGCUUUAUAAGGCAAUAGUAGCUUCAUGUUCAAGACAUUAAUUCAAGUUGAUGUAUGGUCAGAAAUGGAGAGUUUGAUUGUAAACUAGCUUCUUGUACAGGAUAGUGUGACUUCACUUUGAAUAGAAAUCUAGAUGUGGAUAAAUAAAUUACUCUUCUGCAGAAA
Molecule: messenger RNA, 2637 nt
Organism: Ricinus communis (castor bean)
Lineage: Eukaryota; Viridiplantae; Streptophyta; Magnoliopsida; Malpighiales; Euphorbiaceae
Product: heat stress transcription factor A-4a
Exons: 2
Coding region: 998-2302 (434 amino acids)
Biological process (GO): regulation of transcription by RNA polymerase II
Cellular component (GO): nucleus
Molecular function (GO): RNA polymerase II cis-regulatory region sequence-specific DNA binding; DNA-binding transcription factor activity
Source: RefSeq, a predicted model, not a curated record